CUCAAGAAGACAGGGUAGGACGCUUCUGCAACAAGACAACACACCAUUUAAAGCAAGAUUUCAACAGUUAAGCAAGUCUGCAGCAAUGAAGACUACACUGGCAACUCUGACUCUGUGCCUGGUGGUGCUAAUGGCUACAGGUUUCCCAUUCGAGAGGAAAGGGGGAUCAACCUCUGGCGGUGCUACCAAGGAGAAGCGUGUACAGUAUGCAGCAUGGGAUGAUGUAAAUGUCAUUGCCCAUGGCCUGCUGCAGCUGGGCCAAGGGCUGAAGGAGCAUGUGGACAAAACCAAACUCCAGAUGAGGGACAUUUCCACCAAGCUGAAGGUGUUCAAUCGCACAGUGACCGAGCUGGGGAAGGAAAGCCAGAGGCUGCGAGUGGAGGGGGAGACCCUGAAGGCUCGAGCCCAGGGACUGGAGGACAGAGAGGGGCAGGUGCUGAAUGUCACAGCCGAGCUGAGAGAGAAGGCAGACGAGAUGCAGCAGGAGAGAAAGGUGAUGGGUGACAGGAUGAGUCGGCUGGAGGAGAAGGUGGACAGCAUGCUGCAGGGAGACGCAGCAAUGCCUGACUUGAAUACUGGCAACAGUGCCGCCAAGAACAACAGUGAUGCUCGCAGUGUCCAGCUGAUGCUGGAGGCUCAGAACAAACGCAUUGAUGAUCUGAUGGAUCGGAUAAGGCUGCAGCAGGAGAAGCUCGACAAGCAGAAUGUGCGCAUCAGAACCCUGCAAAGUCAGAUCCAGCAGUCAAAACAGAGAGCAUCCCAACGGAGCAGCACCGUUGACAGCUCCAUGCAGAGUGGCGUCGCAGAGCAGCGCGACUCACCAGUUGAAAUUGCAUCAGACUGUCAUGAGCUGUUCCUGAGAGGACAGACCACCAGCGGGGUCUAUACCAUCCAGCCAAUAAAUGCAGAGCCAUUUAAAGUCUUCUGUGAGAUGACAGCAGAUGGUGGAUGGACAGUGAUCCAAAAGCGUCAGGACGGCUCAGUAGACUUUGAUCAGCUGUGGCAGGCCUACGAGAAAGGCUUUGGCAACCUGAAUGGAGAGUUCUGGUUGGGUUUAGAAAAGAUCCAUUCCAUCGCCAAAGCUGGAGACUACAACCUCAAAAUUAAGCUCUCUGAUUGGGGGGAUGACUUAGCAUCCGUCCGCCUCCCCUUCAAACUGGGUGGACAGGAAACCAAGUAUUCACUUCAGAUUCAGGAGGCUGGCACUUUCAGCACUCUGGAGAGUUCCCUGGGGACUGACGCAACCUCUGGCUUACCUUUCUCCACCCGCGACCAGGACAAUGACCAGAAAAACGACAUCAACUGCGCCAAGCACCUCUCUGGUGGCUGGUGGUUCAGUAACUGCGGUCGCUCCAACCUAAAUGGAAGAUACUUCCAGAGCCCUCCUCCCAAGCAGCGACACCAGAGGAAGCAGGGUAUCUUCUGGAAGACCUGGAGGGGCCGCUACUACCCCUUGAAGUCCAGCGUGAUGAUGAUUGCCCCAGCUGCAGUUGAGAACAAGUCAUAAAGAAUAAAGACGGACAGAAUGAAACAGUUAAGACAAAGAGAGGGAGAGAAAAAAGUAGAUGUUGGACUAUUCUUUCUUUUCUUGGUGCUUGGUUGAUGAGGUAGUGGUUUCCAUUUCCCUGGUUUUCUCCCUGUGAGGAAGACUUCAUCCCACAGCCAAAGCCUAAAGGCUCAAAAAAUAGAAGCACAAAGAACUCACAUCAAAUGAGUUCCAUGUUUCCACUGCUCUGUUCUCUGAGAGACGAGCAGUUUCCUUCCCUGCACGUAGAGCCACAGAUGGAAGAAGAGACAAAAAUAAAAUGUGCAGUGGAAAUUUCUUUACAUGCAGUACCAUUGCAGUUACUUCCUUCUGUUGGCGUGAAGCAGGGGGCCCACGGCCAGGACAGCCUCACAGAGCAAGUCCUGGCCCGUCCGCUGUGCUGUAAGCCACAAAGAAUUCACAGCAAGUCAAGACUCAUCACCAGACAUGUGGUGUCAUCUGUGUAUGUGAGCUAUUGUUGAGUUUGAAUGUGGUUCUGUAGCAAGUAAACAGCACAGUCAGCGCAAAAACUGCUCAUUUGGUAAAAGAUGCAUGUAAGAGUAAAGCUUAGGCCAAUUAAGCGAGCCUUUUAAAAUCAAUGGUGCGGACCAAAUGGUGACUUAAUUAAAACAGAGAGUCAUUUUCCACAUGAACAUGAUGAGAUUAGUGUUCAAAAGCAUUAUGUAAACUUAUAAAUCACUGUAAACUAGGAUUACGAUGCACAAACUGUGUUGAGACUGAAAGCAGUUCUUUCUCAGAACUUCGUCGGGCACUGAAAACCAUUCCAGCCUUUGUACAAUAUAUUUCCUGCCUGAAAUUUAGAAUCAAAUCAAGCAUGUACUUCACUGAUUUUAAUUUGUAUGUGGAGAUUUGAAUGAUUUUAAGUCAUAUUGACUUAUUUUAAGAUGAGAGACAUCAGGUUGUAUAUAGUGUAUGAAGGAAUGUCACGUGUCUUUACAGAAACAUAACUGUUACCCAUUUGUUGUGGCGUUAUCGUUGUCCUUGUGACUUGAGAGUUUGUUAUUGUAGAUGUUCCCUUUUCUUAUUUAAAUGCUGUAAAGAAUCAAUAUAUAUAUAUAUAUAUAUAUAUUUCUGGUGCUGUCUGUUUGUAAUUUAUAUUGUCUAUGUUGUUUUACCAGAUGUCCAGUAAAAUUGUUUUUUAAGAGAA
Molecule: messenger RNA, 2693 nt
Organism: Scomber scombrus (Atlantic mackerel)
Lineage: Eukaryota; Metazoa; Chordata; Actinopteri; Scombriformes; Scombridae
Gene: angptl4
Product: angiopoietin-like 4
Exons: 7
Coding region: 86-1507 (473 amino acids)
Biological process (GO): triglyceride homeostasis
Molecular function (GO): enzyme inhibitor activity
Source: RefSeq, a predicted model, not a curated record